Hyaloperonospora brassicae is the source of this 2274-nucleotide messenger RNA. NCBI's taxonomy places the organism in Eukaryota, Oomycota, Peronosporomycetes, Peronosporales, Peronosporaceae. The record is from the annotation of a GenBank genome assembly.
AUGCGAAAGGAAACGCUGACGCACUCGCACACGUUCGGCAGCCCCGCGAGCGAGCGGUCGCUCACGCGGCGCGACCUCCAGCACGCGACGCGCAUCGUCGUCAAGAUGGGCACGAGCGUCGUGUCGACGCUGGGCGAGCCCGCGCUCGGCCGCAUCGCGUCGAUCGUCGAGCAGGUCUGCACGCUCAAGCGCGAGGGCAAAGAGGUGCUGCUCGUCACGAGCGGCGCGGUCGGCAUUGGCCGCAAGCGCCUGAACAAGCAGAUUCUGCUCUCGGCCUCGCUGCGCACGCACGUGCAGGGCAACCAGCAGAUGCUCGCGCUCGAGAAGAAACAGGGCGCGAUGGCGGCCGCCGGCCAGAUCGGCCUCAUGUCGCUCUACGAGACGCUCUUCUCGCUCUACGAUGUCGCGUGCUCGCAGGUGCUCGUCACGGCGUCGGACUUCAAGACGGCGCAGAACCGCGCGAACAUGCGCGACACGAUGCUCAACCUGCUCGAGCUCGACGUCGUGCCCAUCGUGAACGAGAACGACGCCGUAAGCGCCUCGCCCGAUGGCACGGUCUUCACGGACAACGACUCGCUCGCGGCGCUCGUGGGCGGCGAGAUCGACGCCGACCUGCUCCUGCUGCUCACGGACGUGGACGGGCUGUUCACCAAGCCACCCACGCAGCCCGGCGCGCGCGUCGUGUCGGUCUUCCGGCCCGAGCACGCGGCCGUGUGCAUCGGCGACAAGUCGAGCGUCGGCCGCGGCGGCAUGGGCGCCAAGAUCCACGCGGCACAAAAAGCCAUUGCCCAGGGCGUGAACGCGGUCGUGAUCGCCAGCGGCUUCCGCUACGGCGUCGUGGGGUCCAUCAUGAAGGGCGCGAGCCUCGGCACGCUGUUUGUCGCGAACCCCGGCCGCGCGUCGCCCGAGUGCAUGUCGGCCGAAGAAAUGGCCACUGCCGCGCGCGCCGGUGGUCGCCAGCUCCAGGCGCUGACGUCGGCCGCGCGCGCGGACAUCUUGCGCCGCAUUGCGCACGACUUGGAGCACGAGACGAGUGCGAUCUUGCAGGCGAACCGGAAAGACCUCGUGGCCGCGCAGAAAGCAGCGACGGACGAGGCGCUCGUUGCGCGGCUGAAGCUCUCGGACGAGAAGCUCAAGGUCUUGGCGGACGGCAUCCGCAGCAUUGCGGACGCAGAGGAACCCAUUGGCCGGAUGCUGAACCGCACGGAGCUCGCGUCGGGACUUGUCUUGCAUCAGGAAACCGCUUCGAUCGGCGUGCUGCUGGUCAUUUUCGAGAGCCGACCCGACUCGCUACCGCAGAUUGCUGCGCUGGCACUGCGCAGUGGCAACGGGCUGCUGCUCAAAGGUGGAAAAGAAGCUCUUCACAGCAACGCUGUCUUGCACCGGAUCAUUGUGAAUGCCGUGGCGGAGACCACGCGCGGCCAGGUGACGAAAGACGUUGUCGGACUUGUUACUUCUCGCGAGGAAAUCGCUGACCUCCUGUGUCUGGACGAUGUGAUUGACUUGUGCAUCCCGCGUGGCUCGGGGUCCAUGGUGAGUUACAUCAAGAAGAAUACGCGCAUUCCUGUCCUUGGCCACGCCGAGGGCGUCUGUCACAUGUACAUCCACAGUGCGGCCGACGUGAAAAAGGCGAUUGGUCUUGCUAUUGAUGCCAAGACAGACUACCCUGCCGCCUGCAACGCCCUCGAGACGCUGCUGAUUGAUGAGGCGCACGUAACGAGUGGACAGAUCAAGGAGAUUAUGGAAAAGAUGGAGGAAGCGGAGAUCAACCUGCACGUUGCGCCUCACGCCGCCAAGUUGGGUAUCGCCACAGUGAAAUCGCGUCCAACGAAUUUGCUCUCGACGGAGUACGGCACAAAGGACAUGACCAUUGAAGUAGUCAACGGUGUUGACGCUGCGAUUUCGCACAUCAACUUGCAUAGCAGUGGCCACACUGAGUGCAUUGUGACGGAAGAUGUUGCUGCUGCGAAGCAGUUCCAGCAGAUGAUCGACAGCGCAUGCGUCUUCCAUAACGCUAGCACGCGCUUCGCUGAUGGUUACCGCUUCGGAUUGGGCGCUGAGGUCGGCAUCAGCACGGGUCGUAUUCACGCUCGCGGUCCUGUCGGUGUGGAAGGUUUGCUAACAACAAAGUGGAAGCUCGUGUCGGAAAGUGGUCACACUGUGUCGCAGUUUUCAAGCGCGAAGACGGAUCAGCCACUCAAGUUCACGCACAAGAAGCUGGAGCUGAUCCAGCAGGAAGCGAGUGUUGCUCGCCCGCGGAGUAGCCGUCUGUAA